ACCUCAGUUUGUCUGGGGGCAGGGGCUUGCUUCGUAAAGCCGUAAGCCGGGUUGAGGAGCACGGCACGCAUCUGGGCCAUGUUCGUCUUCGAGGUGAAGCGCCUCCUGCCUUCUUUGAAUGGCCAGCGGUCCUGCUGGCGCUUGACAAUCGCAACGAGAUCUUCGCGCCGCUUGUCCUGUCUGCAAUGUGUGAGUCAGUCAGAAAGUAGGGCGGCCCACAACGAGGCCUGUGCAUCAGAGAAGUCAGAACAGAGGACUCACAGGUCAUUGGCCUCAUAAGGUACCUCCAGCCUCACGCUCACACAGCUCUCUUCUCGUUCCAUCCUCGUUUCCGUUAUCCAAUGUUGAUGAACAGCAGCAGUGGUGCUGUGGUUGUGGUUGUGGUCGUGGUCGUGAUGUGGGAGAGGUCAGUGGGAGAGAUCGAGAGCACCGGCACCCCUGUUCAUGAGGGAUUUCCGUUCCGUCCGAUGUCUUCGAUGGCGAAGUACAUGAUCGGGCGUGGUCUUAGAUGUAUUCCUGCCAGUCUGAGGUCACCACCGGCGCAUAUUUGGUGGUGUUGUCAGGCGUGGGAACGAGCCACCAG
Suillus clintonianus is the source of this 583-nucleotide messenger RNA. RefSeq lists its product as uncharacterized. Lineage: Eukaryota; Fungi; Basidiomycota; Agaricomycetes; Boletales; Suillaceae. The transcript is spliced from 2 exons. The record is from RefSeq and is a predicted model, not a curated record. The annotation marks the transcript as partial.